AUGAAGCCCCUGACCAUCAUCCUCGCCUUCGCCGCCACAGCUCUGGCCGACGGUGCCGCCAUGGCCAACGCCAACGCAAUCGCGACGUCCAACGCGGCCGACGCCGCGACUGCCGAAACAGCCGUGGCAGCCCUCGACGACGCGGCCGGCCAGCUGCACAAGUACAAAGGCUGCAAGCCGGCGACGUACGCGUGCGCCAAGGACCCCAAGACGGGCCGGCCGGGCUGGCAGUUCGCUGGCGACUGCCCACCCAAGAGCUACUGCAAGUUCAACUACCAGAACGGGAGCCCGUACUGCCUUCCGUGGUAA
Molecule: messenger RNA, 309 nt
Organism: Lasiosphaeria miniovina
Lineage: Eukaryota; Fungi; Ascomycota; Sordariomycetes; Sordariales; Lasiosphaeriaceae
Exons: 2
Coding region: 1-309 (102 amino acids)
Source: RefSeq, a predicted model, not a curated record